CGUCCUGUGGCGAGCCGCCCAGAGUUCCCGGUGCUAAGGUGUUCGGGAAGAAGCGUUUGCGUUUCGAGACGAACUCCAGGCUGCGGUAUUACUGUGAGGACGGCUUCCUGCAGAAACUCAACCCCGUGAUCAGCUGUCUGCCCAGCGGCCAAUGGGAGGAGCCGCUGAUCACCUGCAUCCAAGCCCCUUCAAAGGAAGAAGACCCAGUGACAUCACUUCCUGUGCGGCGUGAGGAGGUCACGGAGAUCACGGAGGUCACGGAGAUCACGGAGGUCACGGAGAUCACGGAGGUCACGGAGGUCACGGAGGUCACGGGGGUCCAGGAAACAGUCACAGAGAAAACUGUGUGGCUCUUCUAGGACAUCAAGUGGGUCGACUGAAGCCUAUGAAAAAAAAAAAUCUUCUUUCCAUAUUUUAUUUGGUCCUUAAAAGUCAAUUUUCUGCAUUAAAGUUAAACUGUAUAAAUCUAACCUUUAAUAUUCAAAUCAUUUCGACGCCACCUGGAAAAGCUGUAAUCCAAAUGUGUGUUUUUCUGUAAAAUCGAAAUACUUUUGGUAAAUUACGCAAUACGAAACCUUAAAAACAACCCCGAGCUAAAAUGUAUCUUUGCACAGGUGACAUCUUUCUAAAGACUCUCCACUUCUUUCGGUGCUUUGUCUUUCUCUAUCUGUUUUCCAAUAUGAACCGUCAGUAUGAUGAGAAAGUUUAAUUUAAAAUGUGUAAAUAUUAUCUACACAAAGACGCACAUUUUUGGGGAUCAAUGAAGUAAAAAAGCAAGUAUUUCUUAUGUACCGUCUCUUUUCUAGUUUGUAGAACUGUAAUACACUUGUAACAAUGCAGGUGGUGUUGAUUGUUUAUCUAAUGAACGUAAUAAAUGUAUAAGUAGAGAUAAUAUAGUAAACAUGAAUACGAUGAAAAAGGAGAAAUAAAAUGGAUUUUUUUAAA
Notothenia coriiceps (black rockcod) is the source of this 945-nucleotide messenger RNA. RefSeq names its product brevican core protein-like. The record is from RefSeq and is a predicted model, not a curated record. The annotation marks the transcript as partial. NCBI's taxonomy places the organism in Eukaryota, Metazoa, Chordata, Actinopteri, Perciformes, Nototheniidae. The transcript is spliced from 2 exons.